Molecule: messenger RNA, 1982 nt
Organism: Hevea brasiliensis (rubber tree)
Lineage: Eukaryota; Viridiplantae; Streptophyta; Magnoliopsida; Malpighiales; Euphorbiaceae
Exons: 2
Coding region: 161-1810 (549 amino acids)
Source: RefSeq, a predicted model, not a curated record
AUAUCCAUUCCCAACUUCCAUUGGUCGCUCCUUUUAUUGCCUACUGGCAUUGCUUUUCACAUUUUUGUUAAGAGGGUUCCCAUAUUAUUCUCCUUUAGCUUGCUGCUUCUAUAUAUGCUUUCUUGUCCUAAGGUUUUCUUCCAACACCUUCACCAACUAAAUGGGGAACCGUCCUUCUGCAAGUCCCAACGUUGUCUCCGAAGCUUCCCCCAUCGAAACCUCCUUCAGCCUUCCCUCUCCAUUGCCAACUUGGCCACCAGGUGAAGGUUUUGGACAUGGAACCAUUGAUCUUGGUGGAUUACGAGUGUGCCAGAUUUCAUCUUUCAACAAAGUUUGGGCUACCCAUGAAGGGGGACCAGAUGAUCUCGGCGCUUCUUUCUUUGAUCCCUCGCAAAUCCCACAAGGAUUCUUUAUGUUGGGUAGCUAUAGCCAACCCAAUAACAGGUCGCUUUAUGGAUGGGUUCUUGCAGGGAAAGAUGAGGUAGGAGGAGCCUUAAAGACACCACUUGAUUACACGCUUGUUUGGAGCAGCGAGUCUCUGAAAAUCAAGCAAGAUGGCAUUGGCUACAUUUGGUUACCCAACGCUCCUGAUGGUUACACAGCCUUAGGCGUUGUCGUCACCAAUUCCCCCGAAAAGCCUUCCUUGGAUAAAAUCUGCUGCGUUCGAUCAGACCUCACCGACCAAUGCGAGAUCGACACCUGGAUAUGGGGACCAGGCAAGCAAAGCGAUCCAAAUGGAUUUAACGCAUUCAGUUUGAGGCCCAGCAAUAGAGGGACGCAGGCUAUGGGUGUUUGUGUGGGCACAUUUGUGGCACAAAACGGCAAUUCUACUCCUACUUCUGUAGCUUGCUUGAAGAAAGUGAGCUCCAAUUUAUCUUGUAUGCCUAAUCUAAACCAAAUUCAGGCAAUUUUUCAGGCAUACUCUCCCCGGAUAUAUUUCCAUCCAGACGAAGAGUACCUUUCGUCCUCAGUGAGUUGGUUCUUUAACAAUGGAGCGCUUUUAUAUAAGAAGGGGGAAGAGUCCAACCCCGUCCCUGUCGAACCAACGGGCUCGAACCUUCUCCAAGGAGGUUCAAAUGAUGGUGAAUACUGGUUGGACCUUCCUGUGGAUAAAAAAGCCAAAGAGAGAGUCAAGAAAGGAGAUUUACAAGAAACUGAGGUAUAUUUACACAUUAAACCAAUGCUGGGAGCAACCUUCACAGACAUAGUUGUGUGGGUGUUUUAUCCUUUCAAUGGUCCUGCCAAGGCUAAAGUUGAACUCAUCAACGCUCCAUUAGGAAGGAUAGGAGAACAUGUUGGUGACUGGGAGCAUUUGACAUUGAGAAUCAGCAACUUCAAUGGGGAGCUAUGGAGUGUUUACUUCUCCCAACACAGUGGGGGUUCUUGGUUCAAUGCCUCAGAGCUUGAGUUUGAAAAUGGAAACAAAGCUGUUGGCUACGCAUCGUUGCACGGCCAUGCCAUGUAUUCCAAACCAGGUCUGGUCUUACAAGGGAGUAGUAGGAUAGGAAUCAGGAACGAUACUUCCAAAAGUAAGAUAGUCUUGGACACUGGAGCAAGAUUCUCUGUGGUUGCAGCCGAGUAUUUGGGCACGGCUAUUAUCGAACCGCCAUGGCUUAAUUACUUGAGAAAAUGGGGUCCAACAAUUAGUUACGACGUGAAGGAUGAGAUCAAGAAAGUAGAGAAAAUAUUGCCUGAAAAACUAAAAUCUGUUUUUCAAAAGUUUGUCAAGAGCCUACCAAAUGAAGUUUUCGGAGAAGAAGGACCCACAGGCCCCAAACUAAAAAGGAACUGGAUUGGAGAUGAAAUUUAAAAUAUUGUGGAUUCUAAGGUAGAUAUAUACAUCCUUGGAAAAUUUUUAUCUAGCAAAAUAUAACGUGUAUAAUGGGUUUUGAUGGAUGUUUCAUAUUAAAUUUUUCUUGAAUAUUUAAAAGAUAAUAAAAUUCUCUAUUGAUAAAAAAAAAUAAUGUAUAGAAUGAUAUGAU